Molecule: messenger RNA, 1554 nt
Organism: Rhododendron vialii
Lineage: Eukaryota; Viridiplantae; Streptophyta; Magnoliopsida; Ericales; Ericaceae
Product: E3 ubiquitin ligase BIG BROTHER-related-like
Exons: 8
Coding region: 180-1097 (305 amino acids)
Source: RefSeq, a predicted model, not a curated record
CUCUCUCUCUCUCUCUCUCUCUCUCUCUCUCCCUCUCCCUCCUCAGUACCAUCACACACACAAAAAAAAAAAGAAAAAAAGAAAAAAAAAAAAGGGCCCAUUUGGUAAAACAAUUGGUGAUCAUAGUUGAAGGAAGCCUCCUCUAUCAUCUUCCAAUUUGAAGUUUUUGUAGCAAAUAAAUGGACAACUCGAAAGCUGAUAGCAACGGAGCCAAAACCACAGCCGACGAAAACCCUAACAAUUCAGGGUUUGGAGAACAACAAGAAGGAUUGAACAUGGUUCGGCCGUCGUCAGCGAUAAGAACUCCUUUCACCAACCUCAGCCAGGUCGAUGCUGAUCUCGCCCUAGCCAGAACCUUGCAAGAACAGGAAAGAGCUUAUAUGAUGCUAAGAAUGGGUGGUGAUGGGAGUGAGUAUGGAAGUUGGGAAGGUGGAAGGUACAUCCAUGAGGAUGAUGAAGAUUUCGAUGAUCCUAUUGGAGAUGAAUAUGACCGUACAGAUGACGGUGUUGAUGACGGCGACAACGAUGAUGAUGAAGAUGAGGAUGACGGCGAUGAUGAUGAAGAUGAGGACGCAUUUGAUGUGCAUGCUCAUGCUGAAUCUGGAGAAGAUAAUAACAUGAGCGUUGGUGUUGAGCUAGAUCCUGCUUUUUAUCCUAAUGAUGAGGCCUAUGCUAGAGCGCUGCAAGAUGCUGAAGACCGAGAAAUGGCAGCAAGGCUGUUGGCCUUGGCUGGGAUAAACGAACGGGAAGAUGAGGAAGAAGAUAAUGCUGGUAAUUCCCAGGAUGCUUGGGAGGAGGUUGAUCCAGAUGAAUUAUCAUACGAGGAACUAAUUGCGUUGGGUGAAGUUGUUGGGACUGAGAGUAGAGGGCUCUCUGGUGAUACAAUUGCCUCUUUACCUUCAUUGAACUAUCAGACGCAGAACACUCAAGAUGGAAGCAACGAUUCAUGUGUCAUUUGCCGGUUGGACUAUGAGGAUGGUGACACCUUGACUCUACUUUCUUGCAAACAUUCAUAUCACUCGGAAUGCAUAAAUAAUUGGCUACGGAUUAAUAAGCUUCUCGUGACAGGAGAGGUUGAGCACAGGAGUGUACGUUGAGGAUACUUAACUGUCUGGAUGCAGGUCUGUCCAGUUUGCAGCACCGAGGUCUCCACUUCCUGAACCAGCUAAUGCAGGUCCUCUCCUACAAGUUGCAGAUUUUCUGCUGAAGAUGGGCUUGUGUGUGCGAGAGAAAGAGAGCGCACCAAUGGUAAAGUUCACAACAUGUUUUGAAAAUGUCUUGUGGGGUAAAGACUGAUAUCUGCAUAUAUCCAUUCUGGUUCUGUGUUAGUGUAAUUGGCACCGUUAGUUGCUACUGGUUUACGUUUUCUUUUGGUUUGAUGUUUCUGCCCAGUUACCAUGUAUCACAGAGCAUAAGACCCCUAAUAUGGUUCAAAUCUUUUUAGUUGCACUUGUUUUUUAGGACUGAAUACAUUGAAUUGGAGAUGGCCAACUGAAUUGGUGGUGUUCCUUAAUCAGGCCUGCAUUCCAUAUAUUUUUGGGUGCCAGUUUAUUU